CUCUCAGGGUGACAGUCAGUGUUGGUUUUCUCCUCGUUGGGGCAGCCUCAUCUCUCCUGAAGGAUGUCGGGCCCUCUGACUAACAGCUGCAGCUUUAGCUCUGCGCUCUUCCUGCUGUCUAUCUCCGUGGUCCUCCUCCUCCCGCCGCUGCAGCUGGACGCUAAGUCAUUGUCUGCUGCCCGUGGCGUGGAGGGACAAGGUCUGGACGCCACAGGAGGCGGGGUUAGGCGUCUCCGCAGAGACCUCCGUGAUUCGCUGCCGUACGAGGCCGGGAUGAUGUCCUAUCCUGGGGAGUCGGCUGACGUCCUGACCCGGCGGGGGGGUAACGAGCUGCUCUAUCAACCAGAGGAGUGGAGGGGGCAGGGCUUAGGACAGGCUCUGCAGCAAUUGGUGGAGAACGACCAGAGGCGGGAGCAAGAAACAGCAUACUUGGCCGGGUUGCUCCGCCUCCUCAGUGAAGUCGAUGUCCAGGGGCCCGGAGAGGAGGGCGGUGAGGAGAUCCAGGGGCCAGGGGACUUCCAGGUGCCCUAUCCCCCAGACUACGAUGAGACAGAGCAGGGGAUGAGAAUGGGAAAGCCCCAGGCUGCAGCUCCAUGGCAGGGCCUACUGGACCCCCAGCUCACCCAGGCUCUGCUCAACAGAUACAGGCAGGAGAGGCUGCAGCAGCAGGCCGGGUUACCAGCCGCCAUCAACAGGCUUGAAACAGGCAGCCAGGACCGAGACGAGGAGGCUCUGAGAUACCUGGUAUCUAAGGUCCUUUCCAACAUCAGUCCCACCAAGCCCCAGGGUUCAUCAGGCCGCAGGGCAAGGAGAGACCUGGUGUCUGUGUCUGGAGGUGGUGGAAGGGUCAGAGCUUCCUCCAGCCCAGUCCUCCACAGGUCCCGUCGCUCCCUCGACUCCCCUCCUUCCCCUUCCUUAAACCGGGAGCACUCUGUGGGGCUGCUGAGGGUCAAGAGGCUGGGGGACAUGGAAGGGGUGGUGGUAGAGGGGCCUGGUGGGCCGGGGGGAGAGAGGGAGGGCCACAGGACCCCCGACCACAUGGUGGAGCUUCAGAGAAUGAAGAGGAUCGACAACGAACUGCAGCCCCAGCCUGGUGGGAGACCCAGCCGCAGAAGACGAGCCCUGAACUACGACCCCAUAAUCUAUGACCCCGAGCUGCUAAUCCAACACAUUCUACACUACCUGCCACAGUAGAGAGGAGAGUUGGAGAGGGAGACAGAUGGAGAGACAGAGAGAGAC
Oncorhynchus keta (chum salmon) is the source of this 1239-nucleotide messenger RNA. RefSeq names its product proprotein convertase subtilisin/kexin type 1 inhibitor, like (gene pcsk1nl). NCBI's taxonomy places the organism in Eukaryota, Metazoa, Chordata, Actinopteri, Salmoniformes, Salmonidae. Gene Ontology annotation, molecular function: endopeptidase inhibitor activity. The record is from RefSeq and is a predicted model, not a curated record. The coding region runs from base 64 to 1194 and encodes 376 amino acids. Gene Ontology annotation, biological process: negative regulation of endopeptidase activity. The transcript has 3 exons.